Ornithorhynchus anatinus (platypus) is the source of this 9887-nucleotide messenger RNA. RefSeq names its product zinc finger protein 512B (gene ZNF512B). NCBI's taxonomy places the organism in Eukaryota, Metazoa, Chordata, Mammalia, Monotremata, Ornithorhynchidae. Gene Ontology annotation, molecular function: zinc ion binding. The transcript is spliced from 17 exons. The coding region runs from base 59 to 2449 and encodes 796 amino acids. The record is from RefSeq and is a predicted model, not a curated record.
GCAGCCUGCGCCGGCCCCGGGGAGCCCAGCCCAGCUCGCGCCGGGCCAGGCCGGAGCAAUGGCCGAUCCAUUCUGUGCUGGAGGGGGAAGAAGACUCGCGGGGUCCAGCAAAACUGGAGCAGGGAAAGACUCCAGCAGGACGGAGCGUCGGCUGCCUCCGGCCCAGGAGCUUCCAAACAUCGGAAAUGUGACCAGUGACAAAAGUGAAGGCAGAAAGAAAGGGCGGCCCAAAGCAGAAAACCAAGCGCUGAGAGACAUUCCUCUUUCCCUGAUGAACCAGUGGAAGGAUGAGUUUAAAGCCCAUUCGCGGGUGAAAUGUCCGAAUUCUGGGUGCUGGCUGGAGUUCCCCAGUAUUUAUGGGCUGAAGUACCACUACCAGCGCUGCCAAGGGGGUGCAAUCUCCGAGAGGCUGACGUACCCCUGCCCCUACUGUGAAGCCGCCUUCACCUCCAAGACCCAGCUGGAGAAACACCGGCUGUGGAACCACAUGGAUAGGCCUGUCCCAGCCAGCAAACCAGUCCCAUCCAGUAAAGCAGUCCCUACCAGUAAACCAAUCCCAACCAAUAAAUCAGGGACAAUUAGCAAACCUGUACCAAUGGGCAAACCCGUCCACCCUCCUAAACCACUAUCAACCAGCAAGCCAGUACCAACUAGCAAACUGGUCUCACCGAACAAGACGGAGAACAGACUCCAGAAGACCGUUGGGAGGAGCAGUGGCAAGAAAAGAGCUGCUGAGAGCUCAGACUCCUCCCCCAUCCACCCGAAGCAGGUGAAGCUGGAGAAGGCCGCUGCCCAGCACCCCGAGAAUGGGGAAUGUGCCAUGGAGACGCGGGAACGCAAGGACUUCCAGCUGCCCGCAGCCGGGACCCUCGCAGCGGCAGUGCCCACCACCAAGCCCUCAUGCUGCAAGGACUCCAGACAGGGUGGCGGUCAAGCGUCCUUCCCGGAGGAGGACCCCGAGCGGAUGAAGCACAGAAGGAAACAGAAAACUCCUAAGAAGUUUACUGGGGAGCAGCCGUCAAUCUCAGGGACGUUUGGGCUAAAAGGUCUCGCUAAAGUGGAAGAUAAAGCCAAAGCCCACCGAGCCAAGAAGUUGGAGGGAGUUUGCAGCACUGAGGAUUCAAAGAAGAAACCUCAAGCGUCGAGUGUGAAAAGGGAAACUGCCACUUACCUCAGCACAGCAAGCCCAGAAGAGCAGUGGCAGCGCAUCAUCAGCGAGAAGGGGGAGGUCGCAUGCCCUACUUGUGGAGUCGUCACCAGGAAGACCAUCGUCGGGCUGAAGAAGCACAUGGAUGUCUGCCAGAAGCUGCAGGACGCCCUAAAAUGUCAGCACUGCAAAAAGCAAUUCAAGUCCAAGGCUGGACUGAAUUACCACACCAUGGCGGAGCACGUCAACAAGGCCGUGACCACCGUGGAGACCUCCGAGCUGGAUGAGCAGGAGGAGCGGGAGAGGCUAAGGAAAGUUCUGAAGCAGAUGGGGAAACUGAAGUGCCCCAAUGAGGGCUGUAUGGCCACCUUCUCCAGCCUGAUGGGUUACCAGUAUCACCAGAAACGCUGUGGGAAGCAGCCAUCUGAGGUGGAGAAUCCUGUGUUCACCUGUCCACACUGUGGCAAGAAGUACAAGUCCAAGGCCGGACAUGACUAUCACAUCCGGUCCGAGCAUGCUGCGCCAGCAGAGGAGCCAGAGGUGAAACCCGAGACUGAGGUCAUACUGGACUUUGAGAGGACGCCCAGUGGCCGGAUCCGGCGCACAUCGGCCCAGGUGGCAGUGUUCCACCUUCAGGAGAUUGCGGAGGACGAGCUGGCCAGAGAUUGGACCAAACGGAGGAUGAAAGAUGAUCUGGUGCCCGAGACAAAGCGGCUGAACUACACUCGGCCAGGACUCCCAACGCUAAACCCUCAGCUGCUGGAGACCUGGAAAACUGAAGUCAAGGAGAAAGGACACAUCAACUGUCCAAAUAACUGCUGUGAAGCCAUCUAUUCCAGUGUUUCUGGCCUGAAAGCCCACCUCGCCAACUGUAACAAGGGAGGCCACUCGGUGGGAAAGUACCGGUGUCUUCUGUGUCAGAAGGAGUUUAGCUCAGAGAGCGGUGUGAAAUACCACAUCAUCAAGACCCACUCAGAGAAUUGGUUUCGAACUGCGGCGGAGUCCUCACCCAAACAGAAGCACAGGGAACAGAUCUCACCCAAGAAAGAGAAGAAGAAAAGCACAUCAAGUGGAAAGAAACGAGGCCGGAAGCCCAAGGAGAGGCCCCCUGAGGCCUCAUCCCCCAAGAGCAGAGAGGGUCCAGCUGCUAAGACUCAUAACAAGCGUCCGGGUGCGGAAUCCCAGCUGCGGGAGGAGUCGCCCAGCGGCCCCGGAGAGGUGGCAGCAAGAGACAAGGCAAGCCAAGCGCCGCUGCCGCUGCACAGCAGAAAGGGAGGAGCCAGUAAGAUGCCUGAGAAAUGAGAAUGGGGGGAUUUGGGUGUUUUUUCAAAGACUGUCUUAAUUAUUAGUUUACAACCCAGGGUCAUGGGGUGAUCUGUUUCUGAUUCUUUUUCUGUCCCCCAUUUCUCUGGCUCAUUGUUUUUUAAAGAAGAAACAAACCACUUUAAGGAGAUCCUAGGCCUUGUUUCACACUGAACAAACAACAACCAACUGUGCAAUUCCUGUCCAGUUAUGACUGACUCUCUCUUAUCCUGCCUCUCUUUCUCCCUCUCUCUCUCUCUCUCUCUCACACACACACACACACACACACACACACACACACUUGUGUGUGCAUGCAUCUCUUCCACAGGUGAAAAGUUCUGCCCUGGAGCUGAGACUGAGUGUUCAAAGAGAAGUGCAAUAGUCGGGAAGCGGGUUCUGGGGAGUGGGGAUAGAGAGGAUUGGCCCCUUUUUAGUUCCCAUUUCCUGUUUUCCAAGUUGCAGGGGGUCAAGUCAGGGAGGUGAUUAUUUGCACCUUUGAAUGAUGGCUCCCAUUUGAUUUCCCGGAAGUCCCCCAGAGGCUCCAGGACAGUGUUUCCCAGGAGUUGGAAAGUGGGGGACUUGAGGCAGGACUGAGCAGUGUGGAGGAGGAACAGAGUGGGUGGGGUGUAGCCCGGCAUGGGGCUAGGCUGGGCUGAACUUGGCAAGGAGAGGGAGAGCGGGAGGCACUGCAAGGACCAGCUAUGUGGGGAGGAGGGUUGGGCUGUCUGUCUUACUUCUCCCAGGGUUUUAAAUCCAUGGUGGGGUGUGGACAAACAGUGGGGUCAGGGCUCUUGAUUGGGUAGUUUGGGCAGUGGGGAAAUGCGGGGAGGGUGGGGAGGGAGGCGGCUUUGAGAUGGUGUGAAGGUGCACUUGUUUAAUAUAAUGCUAUGCUCCCUAUGGGCGCUCCAUAAUAUUUUUCGGUGGUUGGCUAUGUGGACCAGCCUGGUUCUGCUCAGAGCCUGACCUCUACGACUUCCUGGUCAUAUUGCCCUUGUCCCCCAGACCCAAAACUGUCAAUCAGCCCAAAGGGUACAUUUCUGUUGCUUCAGCUCCUGUAGUUGGGGAAAAGCUUUCAAAAGCUUACAGUUGACUGGUUGUGACUUCUUUUCCUCCACCAAGGGCCAAGAUAGGACUAGUUGGACUUCUGACAUCUAUUCCUACCUCUGACCUUCCUGAUUCUGUGGUUUUCUUCCAAACAUCCCUGAAGUAAAAUUUCAAACCUUCCUGGGUCAGGGGCAGGGGCACGGCUCUAAGCUGGUGCUCUUUCCUCCAGGCAGACAAAGCCUGGCAGCUCUAUCCCUCAAAAGAGGAAUCUGACCAGGGCCUCAGGAGACUGGGGAGAGGUGGGUAGAUGGGGAAGCAUUUCAGUCCCACAUACUCUCUCAGCUCAGAAAUGAAGGUCAACUUUUAAAAAAAAAUGUUCAGUUGGGUUGACUAGAGCUGGGAAACUGGGUCACUUUGGGGGUCAGCCCCACUGGUGAGCCAGCUCCCCCCCACUGGCCCUUUCAAACGCUGUUUUGGCUCUCUCUGAGCCUAUCGCCCAACCCCGCUCCUUAGCCGUUUCUCCUUCCUGCUCCAGGUAUCUCUUCUACAAGCCUCUGAGCUCUCCAUUCCAUAUCUCCAGGCCAGGGAUCAGUGUCCUGGAGGAGAGGCUCUGAGGCAUACACUCCGGGGCUGAGUCUUCACAAAUGACUGUUGCAUGUGUUCCUGUAACCCUAGUCUCUGGCACUCUAAUUAUUGGCUAGUCAAUAGCCACCAGGGAUCGUUCUGAAUUCUCUUUAGGGCUCCGGCUGCUUGGUGUUGUUCCCAAACUGUGGUCAUUGAGCCGUACCCAUCCCCACACUCUGCUGCCACCCAACAACCCCUGCAAUCAGAGCACUAAAUUGAGCCAGUCUGCACCUGUUGGCUACUUGGGCAGAAAAGGAAAAUGAACCAAAUACUUGGGAUUUGCUGGUGUAAAGGUCUGUCUGCUUCUUCUAGGCAGUCUGCCUAGGAUGUCAUCACAUCGUUUGUUCUCCGAAGGCCACUUGCCCCAGUAGCCAGCAGUCCCUUCCGAAAAACAGUCUCAGCUGGGUUCUGCCAGUCCCAGGAAAGCUGCUGUUCUUUCUUCUUUUCUCUUCUCAUCCUUCACCACCCGUUCCUUACCUCUUCUGACUUCUCUCCUCCAUUAGUCUUUUGCUGCUCUCAUCUCCUUCCUUAUGGGCUUCUUUUGAGCCCUUGCUCCUCAACAAUAGAUUUCUGGAGUGGUCCUGCAGGACUUCCCCCUGCAGCUGUGAUGGAAGCCCAUCAGAUAGUCAAAGUUUAAUCAGCUCCCUCAACUGGAUGAUUGCCCUGCCAUUUAUCAGAACAACACAGUUGAGAGAGGGUCACAGUAGAACACAUUUAUAUAAACACUCUAUCUAUGCCUAGGGACAUGGGUACAAAUGUUUGUAUAUAUGAUCCAUAUAUAUAUAUAUAUGUAUGUAUACAUAUAUAUAUGAAAUUCAGUACAUAUUGUUGUUUACUUAUAUAAAUGUUUAAAGUUUUAGAUUGUAAAGGCUAUUUUAAUCGUAAUUUGCAAGGAGAGUUUGAAACUCUAACAAUUUGAAAAGCGUCUAUUCUUGUAGAUGGAGGGAGCUGAGGAGCUAGGGGACAGGGAUUUAUAAAUGACAGUAAUGGUGGGCCAGGGUAUUUGUGCUUAAUUCCCCAAGGGCAAAUCUCAUAAGUGUCCUGGUUUUUCUACCCCAAGAGUAGCUCUCCCCACCCUCACUCAGCACUCCCUUCCGAGUUCUGUGGUUGUGGAAAUCGGGCUUUUUAAAAACUAAUUUUGUAUUCUGUUAUCCAGGGCAAACAGUCGCCUAGCGAGUAGAGCAGAGUCUUACCAGUUAGCCAGAGUCUGGCUGUUUUAUAAAGUUUUCCCAGUAGUGAGGGGGAGAGCCCUCUGUUGUUUUAACUGAUUUCUCUCCUCCACCAGCAAAAGCUGGAGUGGAAAGGGAUAUGAGCCAGCAAUGGGAGGGGCAGCGGGAGAGGUGAGUGGAGCCAUUUUCUAGGCGUUUGCAGGAGUGAUGACGGGUCAGCUUCAUGUUUCCUUACCACUCCGAAGUUGUGCUCUUGCCUUGAUCCACAGAAGCAAUGGUUGCAUGUGCAGGGUCCCCCAACGGGGCACGUAUGUACAUGCUCAAGCUUUGAUACAUGUGUAAAAAUUGCAGGCCCAGGAUAGGAGGGAGGGGAGUGGGAGGUGGUGUUUCAGCUCUGGGCUUAGUACUAUGACUCUGGCUGGAGAUGAGACCUGUAAAGAACGUAUGGUAAAUCUGCUUCAAAAAUACACAGGCUACAUGGAAGCUUUAUCAGACUCCUAUCCUGCUUAAAUCAUUCCUCUGGGUCUUCAGAUCUCCAGAGGGGCAUGUGUGCUCCCACUUCAUGCACAGGAGGGAAGCAUUAACUACCCUUCCAGAUCUGGAGUUUGGAUCCACUAGCUCCCUCAGGUCCCUGCUCCUCAACUUCAGCCCCCAGGAAUUCCCAGGAAGAUGGAGAAAAACAGAAGCCCGGAGUCUUUUCUCUGAUUGAGGUUGUGAGCAUCUAGAAAGGACUGGACCCCCAAGAGAAGCCCCAGGGAGUAAUCCUUCAUGCUCUCGUGAGCACCAUUAGAUUUUCUGUAGCUGCCUUCCUUUCCGAAACUCACAGCACUCUCACUUCUCUUCCCAUCAGCCCUCAGAGAGCCAGGGCCAAGUAUUUCUGUCCCCAUUUUACAGAUGGAGAUGCUGAGGCAUUGGAAAGUUAAACAGCUUGCCCAAGAUCAUGCAGCAAGUUAGAGGAAUUGCUGGAUUGGCACCAGGACAUAAAUCAAGUUGAGUUUCACCAGAGGUAACAGUCAAGAGUUGGUAACGGUUGAGUGCAGACUAUAUAAAAAGCCUUGAAUUCAAGGCUGAGGAGAGAAUGGCAGAAAGAGUACACUUGAGUCUUGCUGUCGAGGAGCAAACAGCAUGAUGAAAGAGAUGCCAGGGCUGGGAUGUGCACAUUCAGCUGUUUUUGGGGGGUUUUAUUUUACCAUUCAAGUUCUAAACAGAACUCAGCCAAGCUGUCACCUCGAGCAGCUUUUCCUCUGCCCAAACUGCUCUUCAGACAUUAAUACAAUCCCACAUGCUAUUCUAGUAGGAAGGAAGGGAAGGUCUCCUGAACCCCCAGUUAUAGGGACCCACCUGCAAGCGAGAGAAAUAUUAGUGAGGUCAGAAUACUGAUGGACCGGGGUUGGCUUCCUGUGAGAGACACUGAAGCUGAAUUUAAAGCUAGUUUAGGAGUUGCUCAUCCUGAGAAGUGGCAGUCUGUCACCCAGUCAUGUUGGCUAAAGAGAAGUAAAGUCCCAGCAAUUGUAAAAAUACAAGGUAAUCAGAUACUAGUAUCCUCGGGCUAGCGGAGAGGAGGAGUGAGACAAAAACUCACUAUUAGAGAUUAUUAAGGCACUUUAUUUCGAUCUCCUAUUCUCUGUUUCUCUCUUCCUCCCUUCCUCCUUCCCCCACUGUACUGAGUGUGUGAUAGGCUCCUGAAGGAAUUGGUGAAAUUUCCAUUCAGGUCUAGGAGAUGGGUGGGAGGGUGAGGGUUGGAGUAGGAAUGUAAAGCCCUGAAAUGCCAUUCGUCAUAGAUGUCUUGUUGAUGUCACAGUCCCUGUUGCAAGCCCCAAAGAUGGGGCUCCAGGCACAUUAAUUCUGCCUAUUCAAAAUCUUGUUUGAUUUUGCCAGUUUGGAUCACAUACAGAUUUGAGCCCCAAAUGUGUUUUUCUUUUGAAAAGUUACCAUUUUGUCCCAGGCCAACUUGAUUCUCAUUCUGCUUCCCAAGACGUGAAACUUCUUUUUCAAAUUUGAUCCCACCUUCCUUACAGUUCAAAUUGAAAUUGCUAAUGAAAUCACCUCUGUCCGACAGUUUUCUCAAAUUAAUCUCCCUGCUCCUGUCUGCAGGGAGCUUUUGUUUCCAGAGCCUCCCUUCCUUUCCUUCUCUAAAGGCAAAGGUGAUACCAGGGCUUUUUGCACAUCCUCUGGUAAACAAACUGCUUCUAGUGACCUGUUCUCUGUACUGAACCUGCUCAGCCCCUCAGACUUCCUUUCCCCUCCCUUUCGGGUGUGUUGAGAGUCUAGCUUUCUAAUUCCCAGCCUCUGACCCAAGGGAGCCUAUUGGAACUCCCUGAGGCUUCUAAACUGAGAUUCCAUUUUUUCCACCUUUGUCCCUAACUCUCCUCCCCUCCUCCUUCCUGGCCCCCAGAACGGGAAGCAGAGUCCAGUGAUCAAACUCAGGUUUCCUCCCACGGGCUCUGGUCCUCCUCCACUCUCCUGGGAUGUGUCUCAGCUGCUCACUCCUCUGCCCGCUCUGCUUCAGAGAACAGAGAAACUGCUGGAGACCCCACCCCCAACUAGAACCUGAGAAUCAGGCUUUGUCCCGGCUUGUCUAAGCACCUUGAAGGUAAAGGCAAAAGCCAUAGGCUUCUGAGUCACUUUAUUUUGUCCUGCGGUAGUUUUACCGGCUGAUAGGAACGAGAGAGAAAAUAUAUUCUUUACAUGCAGCACCUCCCCUUAGGAAAACUGCACAUAGUUCACAUCCCUCCCUUAGUAAGAGGGUGGCUGUCUGUGGCAUUCUAGUUUUUUGUGACUGUUUCUUUGGGGGGGGGGGGUGGAAAUGAAAGUUUUAUAUAGCGCUUGGUUUUGCUGCCUUGCACUAGGACUUUGCUUCUUCUUAUGCUUGCACUUUUUGGGGGUGGUAUUUUUUGUGAUAUGCCCCCCCCCAGUGUCUUCUUGAAGUUGUGACAUCAAGCCAUUGAGUUCUGAGAGAUGGGGAGUAGCUAGGUCUGGUAUCAGAUGUUGCUUUUGUUACGUGGCCUGAUGGUGUGUGGAUCCUUUAAGAGUAGGCAGGGGUGCCACCUCCAAAUGGUGUCUAGGCUGGGGAGAGCUUGGGCCAGAAAGACACAGCUGGGGCUGGGGGGCCAGGAUUCACUUUUGGACACCUCCGCCUGCCCAAGGCACUCAGGUGGCAGGAUGCCUACUGAGGGUGCUCAAAGGGCCAGGGGCCUCUGUGGAUUACAGGCUGGGGGUCAGCCCCUGCCCAGCAAAUUUGUGCUCACUAAAUGAGGUGGAGUCAAGACUUUACACAGGUUGUUGAGGGAGAGGGAAGGAUGCCUAUGGUCAUGUGAGCAUUCGCUGAAGUAGUCCCGGAAAUCCCAAACAGGAGCAAGGGACUCUUUGGCUGGAGUGGGGUGGUGGGAGAGAGGGAAGGUCAGGGAGAUAACUCUUGAGCCUUCCCAGAAUUCCCAACAAGUUUGGCAGCUCGAGCCUUAAGGGGUCAGGCAGGAAGAUUUUGGUCCAGGUCACAGGGGCACAAACCAUGUGAUAGGCUCAAGCUUAUAUUCUCCCAUCUGCCUGUGGACUGUCACCCUCCCGUCAAGUAACUCAUCUGUAAAUAAGAGCAUAAGCUGUAAGGAUCUGUGGGUGCUGGUCUCUGGCUGGGUCUGACCCCUAGAGAAUCACCAAACAGGGUUUCUCUGAGCUCACACUAGAAGUGAGCUAUUGCCCACUCUGGGGCAACUCUAGACUCCACAGGGAUGAGCCAUAUGUCAUAUGCAGCCAAGGGCCAGGAGAGCACAAAGACUUACUUUCUUAGUAUCAGCUGAAUGGGGGGUGGCAAAGGCCUCUCCUUUCCCUAAGCAUUUUGGGGAUCUUGGCUCCUCACUCUGUCUCCCAACCCAGAAUAUCCUCCCCAAGCCAUAUGUCUCAUCUCUUCUAUUUCCUGAACAACCUGGUUGUCAGAAGUCUUCAGCUAGUCAGUUAUUUCCAGAUUUUAUGGACCGCUUCAAUGGGAGCAGAUGCCUCUGCCUGGAGCAGGGGAGGACAGCUUUAAAGAUAGGGUCCUGAGUGAGCAGGUCACAAAUGGGAAUCCAGUCUGACUGCUCAAGCAACACUCUUCCACCGUGCAUAUCUAUACCUGCCCAGGCCCACCUCUCUUUCCUGUGAUGCCAAGCUCUCCCCAUUCUUCCCCAUUUGGGGGGGCAGCCCCCUUGGGGGAGUUUCAGACUAACUUCCUUUCUCUCCUGGAUUAGGGACUCAAUUCCCGUAGUUUGUGGCAUAUUCCAUCCGACACACAGCAGGAGAGAGUCUGCAGUGGUCCAAACUGAUCCAGUAGAAAAGUGACAAGAAAAUCCUUUUGAUUGCAACUUUUCAGAUUCCAACAUUGGGGUAAAGGGGAGAAAAUUUUUUUAGUUUCCUCACUGAGCACAGCUGGGGUUGGGUUGGGGGCAGAUGCACAUUGGGAGACAGUCAUUGUAGGAUUCUUUUCUAGAGACUGUUUCAUUCCUCUUUCUUUUUUGGAGCUGCACUUAUGAUAUGAAUUUUGUCAUUUGGCAUCUGUACGUGUCUUAGAUAUUGUGAGUUAUCCAGCUGUUGUGACUAGUAAUAAAAUAUUUUAUAUCCUUUUGAUACUA